Molecule: messenger RNA, 1899 nt
Organism: Rotaria socialis
Lineage: Eukaryota; Metazoa; Rotifera; Eurotatoria; Philodinida; Philodinidae
Source: the annotation of a GenBank genome assembly
AUGGCUAAAUUGGGCUCGUUUUUUCGUCGUUUAUUUACUUCAAAUUCUUCUGAUAAUCAGCAUUCAUCAUCAUCAUCAUCACCCUCAUCAUCAUCAUCAUCAUCAUCAUUAAAACCAGAAACUCGAAAGAGUGUACUUAUCGUUGCACCGUUGCCAUCACCCAAAUCAACAACAUAUAAGUCAAAGUCAACGACUAGUCAAUCAUGUUCAGCGUCGCCUCAAUCACGAUCCCAUUCAAUGAUAAAACAAAUAACUAUGAAUGCUGAUAAUAAAAAAGAAACCUAUAAUUCUAAUUUUCUGUCAUCAGAUAUACAUAAAACCGCUGUGCGUCGUGUUAGCACUCCAGUUACUAUUCAUACGUCAGCUCAUCAUAAUUCUAAAUAUUCAUCGAUAACAGUCAGUGAAGGUACGGAAGAAGCAUUGUUGGCAUCAUUGCAACGUCUCUCCACGUCGUCUUCAACAACAACAACAACUAAUGGUAAUCCUAAUAAUAGUAUUCAUAGUUUAAGUAUUAACUGUAAUGGUCCAACAAGUCUAUUGUCGUGCCUUGAUAUUCGUUCAGCGUCUGUCAAUUUAUCGGUAUCACCUAGUUUGCUAAGCAACAGUCUAGUAAACAAUAUUUCAUCAGCAUCGGGCACACCGCCAACACAAGUUGUCGCUGGUGCACAAACAUCACCACGCAUUAGUAUUCCAUCAAAUAAUUCGCCAUCACACAAUGUCAUAAGAGAUAUUUCACCCGUGGUUGAAACUGCAGUCAAUACUAAUUUCGAUAGAAAAAUGUCAUUACAACAAAGAGGACGACGUCCAUCUAUGUUUGAUCCAAUUGAUCCUAAAGAAUUACAGCAAGCAUUAUAUGCUUCUGCACAAGCUUCUAUACCGACAAAUCCAAAAAAUGACGAUGAUGCAUUUCGAGCUAUUUCACAGAUAAAAAUUACUUAUGAUCGUGACGGUGAACAUGUUUUUAUUGAUAGUCUAUGUUUUGAAAACAUGCAAAUGCUUGAUGCAUUUUCGAUUAAUAAUUAUAAUUAUAAUAGCAACCACAAUAAUACUACUACUAAUAACAUGGCAUUAUCAUCGACAACUAGCACUAGUAUCAGCACAAAUAAUAAUGAUUUUAUACCAUUCUAUUGUCGUUUCCGAUUAUGGCCUGAAAAACGUAGUCUAUUUCAAACAAAAAUAGUUCGUCAUCCACGCUUUCAGUCAUCUUAUUUAUUUGAUGCAAAACAAUUAAAUGAUUUUGAAUUAUCAUUUGAUCAAUUAAAUAAUCACUUUCUUGAACUACUUUUAUAUAAAGUAGGAACAAUAAAGCCAUCAUAUAAAGAUACUCGUAUUGCUACUGUUAAGUAUGAUCUUGGAAACUUAAAUGGAACUGAUGAAGUUUCACUGAAAAAGCCAUUGGAUGAAUCAGAUCCAAUAUCAACAGUACAAGAUCCCGAUCUAGGUGACUUACUUGUUUCACUAUCGUAUUUACAAAGUGCUGCUAAAUUAGCUGUUGUCGUACUUGAAGCAAAAAAUUUACGACCACUUUCAAUUGAAAAUAAACUAUUUCCAGAAGCAUGUGUGAAAGUAACACUCUUUGAUCGUAAUGGUAAAAAGUUGAAACGUAAAAAGACUAGUGUAAAACGUGCAUCAGAUUGUCCGACAUUUAAUGAAGAACUGGUUUUUGAAUUACGUCGUGAUAUAGCACAAGAAGUUAUGAUUGAAUUACGUAUUGUUCAUGAAUCAUUGUCGUAUAAAGAACAACUUGGUUCGAUUAUAUUUGGUCCAACUAUUAAUAAUAUGACGAAAGGACCAAUUAGCGCAGAAAAUAUUUAUUGGUCAACAAUUUUAUCUGGUGAAUCUCUCAAUGCACAAUGGCAAAUGCUAAAAAUACCCAUAAAAAUAGAAGAAUCAAAGUGA